Molecule: messenger RNA, 1668 nt
Organism: Suillus plorans
Lineage: Eukaryota; Fungi; Basidiomycota; Agaricomycetes; Boletales; Suillaceae
Product: major facilitator superfamily domain-containing protein
Exons: 10
Coding region: 1-1668 (555 amino acids)
Biological process (GO): transmembrane transport
Molecular function (GO): transmembrane transporter activity
Source: RefSeq, a predicted model, not a curated record
AUGAUAGAAAGCCAGAGUACGACUCUGUCGUCUACAGAAGUCCAGAGUGUGGAAUUCCGGGAAAUAGACAUCCAAACGCAUGUUUCCAGUUCAACGUUGGCAAAUGAACCUAUCAAGCUUGAUAUAGAACAUGCAGUAGUUGAGGAUGAUCCUCGAAUAUGGUCGAACGCGAAGAAGAACGUUGUAUUGGUCAUCAUAUCUGGGGCAUCAAUGAUCGCAGGUUUGUGUGCGAAUAUACAAAACCCUGCCAAUGCCCAAAUUGAGCAGCAGCUACACACCAACGGCGAGAACAUCAGCUUGAGUUUGUCUCUUUUCAUUCUCAUCCAAGGCAAUUUUCCUGUCAUGUGGAGCGCAAUCAGCGAGAUCAAGGGCCGCAAGAUAGUGUACCUUUUCUCCAUAGCACUGUUUACACUUGGGUCGGUAAUCGUGGCCAUAUCCAGAACGAUUGGUGUGUUGAUCGGCAUGCGUAUUCUGCAAGGUGCAGGGUCAAGCGCGGUUAUCGCUAUCGGAGCUGCUACUCUGGCCGACAUAUACGAGCCGCAUCAACGAGGAAAAAUGAUGGGUGUCUACUAUUCUGCACCUCUCCUCGGUCCCUCGUUGGGGCCAAUUAUCGGUGGUGCACUCACACAGGGCCUCGGCUGGCGGGCGGUUUUCUGGUUCCUAGUCAUCUGGGGAGGCAUAAUAUUCUCGGCGUUCCUUUUCUUGCUCAAGGACACUUUCCGGAAGGAAAGGAGUGUGACGUACCAGAAUGUAUUGAAGAGGAGGCUCCGAGAGCAACAGUCGUCAGAAGCAAAGGACGACUCGGGAAACAUUUCAGAGAAGGAAUUACGAGUGAAUGACGAAAACCAGACGAAUCCGAAGGACAUCGAAGCACAGCCAGCGGUCAUACCAGCAUUAGCCAUCAGAGAAGUAAACGAAGCACAGCCAGCGGUCAUACCAGCAUUAGCCAUCAGAGAAGUAAAGCUGUCUAUUGCUGAUGUCAACCCUUUUCCUCCAUACCUAUCGAUUCUCAGCCGCAAGAACAACUUUGUUAUCCUGAUACCAUCAGGUUUAAUUUUUGCAUUUAGCUUUAGCAUUGCAUAUACAUGCGCAAGAACAUUGUCGAUGUAUUAUAAUUAUGAUGCUCUGAAGACCGGCCUCGUCUUACUUGCAUAUGGUAUUGGCUCUGUAACCGGCAGCAUAUUAGGUGGACGUUGGUCCGAUCGGACACUUGCUCGGCUAAAGGCAGCGAACGGAGGGAUCAGUUUUCCAGAGAUGCGCCUUGAGAGUACAAAAGUCGCCAUGGUGUGGUUACCUCUUUCUGUGAUUGGAUAUGGCUGGGUGUGCCAAGAACGGGUCAACGUUGCUGCGAUAUGUGUGAUGCUUUUCCUCGCAGGAUUUUUAUCCAUAUGGAUCUACACGAGCACGCUGGCAUACAUUGUCGAUGCAAACACUGGUCGCUCAUCAACGGCAGUAGCGACCAACAGUUCUUUCCGCGGUCUGUCUGCUUUUGUUGCUGCUGAGAUUGCUGUUCCUCUACAAGAUAGUAUUGGCGACGGUGGUCUGUAUACGCUCUGGGCGGGGCUGUUAGUCAUUGCUAAUUGUAUUAUUCUACUGGUGUUGUACAAAGGCAGGAAGUGGAGAGAAGCCAGUGUUGAGCGGGAGAAGCAGAAGCUGGAUGGCAAGUAG